Messenger RNA from Lepus europaeus (European hare), 1735 nucleotides. RefSeq names its product solute carrier family 35 member D3 (gene SLC35D3). Gene Ontology annotation, molecular function: antiporter activity. The coding region runs from base 1 to 1269 and encodes 422 amino acids. The transcript is spliced from 2 exons. Gene Ontology annotation, cellular component: Golgi apparatus. NCBI's taxonomy places the organism in Eukaryota, Metazoa, Chordata, Mammalia, Lagomorpha, Leporidae. The record is from RefSeq and is a predicted model, not a curated record.
AUGCGGCAGCUGUGCCGGGGCCGCGUGCUGGGCAUCUCGGUGGCCAUCGCGCACGGGGUCUUCUCGGGCUCCCUCAACAUCCUGCUCAAGUUCCUCAUCAGCCGCUACCAGUUCUCCUUCCUGACCCUGGUGCAGUGCCUGACCAGCUCCACGGCGGCGCUGAGCCUGGAGCUGCUGCGGCGCCUCGGGCUCAUCGCGGUGCCCCCCUUCGGCCUGAGCCUGGCGCGCUCCUUCGCGGGGGUCGCAGUGCUCUCCACGCUGCAGUCCAGCCUCACGCUCUGGUCCCUGCGCGGCCUCAGCCUGCCCAUGUACGUGGUCUUCAAGCGCUGCCUGCCCCUGGUCACCAUGCUCAUCGGCGUCUUGGUCCUCAGAAACGGCGCGCCCUCGCCGGGGGUGCUGGCGGCAGUGCUCAUCACCACCUGCGGCGCCGCCCUGGCAGGAGCUGGCGACCUGACGGGCGACCCCAUCGGGUACGUGACGGGCGUGCUGGCGGUGCUGGUGCACGCUGCCUACCUGGUGCUCAUCCAGAAGGCGAGCGCCGACACGGAGCACGGGCCGCUCACCGCGCAGUACGUCAUCGCCAUCUCUGCCACGCCGCUGCUGGUCGUCUGCUCCUUCGCCAGCACCGACUCCAUCCACGCCUGGGCCUUCCCGGGCUGGAAGGACCCGAGCAUGGUUUGCAUCUUCGUGGCCUGCAUCCUGAUCGGCUGCGCCAUGAACUUCACCACGCUGCAUUGCACCUACAUCAACUCGGCCGUGACCACCAGCUUCGUGGGCGUGGUGAAGAGCAUCGCCACCAUCACGGUGGGCAUGGUGGCCUUCAACGACGUGGAGCCCACCUCUCUGUUCAUUGCCGGUGUCGUGGUGAACACCCUGGGCUCCAUCAUUUAUUGCGUGGCCAAAUUCUUGGAGACUAGAAAGCAAAGCCACUACGAGGACCUGGAGGCGCAGCCCGGGGGAGAGGAGGCGCAGCCAAGUGGAGACCAGCUGCCAUUCGUCAUGGAGGAGCUGCCGGGAGAGGGUGGAAAUGGCGGGGCAGAAGGUGGGCAGGCAGCAGGUGGCUCCGAGCAGCAGAGCGGGCAAGGGGCGAGGGCCAGCCGCAGGGGAGUUCCGCUGGUGGCCAGGAGCGGGCCGAUCUCAGACAGCUCUGAAGAAGGCAGCAAGAGAUCCCUAAAGGAUGCGUACUUGGAAGUGUGGCGGUUAGUUAGGGGGACCAAAUAUAUGAAGAAAGAUUAUUUGAUAGAAAACGAGGAAUUACCCAGUCCUUAGACAGGAGAUGCAUGUGUGUGCAUCUGUGCCUACAGUUGUUUUGUAUGUUAGAAAGAACAUGGGAGGCCUCUUGGUUCUAGAGAGGUGGGGAAGGGAAGCAAAUAAAAUCAGCACCUGGGUGGAUCUUUCAGCGCUGCUGUGCCCAAGGCGUGGGAGAGUUGGGAGGCUGCUUCCCAGGGUCAGGCAGGGGUUUUGGCUUCAGACUCCCAGCACGUUUAUCUCUUGUCAUUCUAACCAUAACCUCGUAUCUGCAUGUACCAAGAGCUUGCCAGCCACCCUCCCCAAAGAGGGGUGUGGGACCCACGACUGCACUGAAGUUCAAAGAUUGCACCCAGGGCUGCAUUUUUUGAUGAGAGAGCCACCGUUUGUACUGCCGGAUGGGUGUACAGUGUGUUGUUGAAAUGACAGCUAUAAGUGCGUGGAAUUGAUGUUUACUGUUUAUAGUCAUCUGAAAUAUCAUGUUUAC